UUUUCUUUUUCACAAACACUAUUUCUUAAUGGAUUUAUAAAUGCAACACACAGACACUAUUUUCAUAUAUGGAAUAAAAAUAUACAGCCACAGUAAGAAACAAAUCUGAAAUGCCAAUAAAUUAAAUCAUAUUUAACAUGAUAAACCCAGUGAAAUUUUGUGGGAAUGAACAUCUCUCCUGUCCUCUGUUUGCUCUGUAGAUGCAUAGACUGUCUGUCUCAGUAAGAUUUUAGAUUUGUGGCAAACUAAGAGUACACUGCAAAAUAACAAAAAUGAUAGCUUCCUCUUUAGCUUAAUUAUAAUAAUUAGCAUCAGGGUUUUUCCUGGCUCAGAAAGGGGAUUUGGUGGUGAUGUCUGUGGCGUGCGCGUCGCAAAAUUUGGGGGAUAUACAUUUACAGAUCAUGCAAAUGUAUUAAGCAUGACUGCAUUUGAUAUUGGCUAUACAGUUAACAAGAUUAAAGUCAUCUCGCUUGUCACCAGACUGACUGGUAGACUGUGGCAGUGAGUAAGUCAGGGCUUGACGCUAACUUUUUUCCCAAGGAGCACAUGUGCUCCCAAGUUGAAAAAGUUAGGAGCACAGAAAGAAAUUUAGGGGCACAAUGAAAAUUGAUCACAUAAUGUGUUUUCCGUAAUAAAAAGGGAUACAUCAAAUCCUCAUCUGGGUCAGGCUUUUCCUCCUUUACUUCAGUGCUUCAUCCUCUGAACACCACAAGCUGGCGAGAGUAACACACAACAUACUGUUAAGAACACCACAAGAUGGCCAGAGUAGCGUAACAUUAACACACAACACGCUGUAAGAAAGGUGCUGCCCCUCUCAAUUUAAAUAUACUGUCAAAUUCUAAUUAUGGUCACUGUUUGUCUGACCAUACGCUGUGUUACUGACUCUGAAUCUUGCUAGUAUAACGUUAGCUUUCUAGCUUAUAGCUGAGCCAGACGCUCAAGUUUGUCAGCGGACUGCGGGAAAGCGGUGAGGUCUGGCGGAGGCUGCUGUGAAGAUCUCGGCCUCUCCAAGCCGACCUAGAAACGCCGCGGAUAUUUGAAACGUUUAUUUCUCCUCCCUUCCCCACGUCUAUGCAGGAAAAACCCUGAAUGACUUACCUUCAAGAUGAUUUAGCCGCUCCUGCCUCCAUUAGACCUGACCACCGUCGUCCUCUUCUUCUUCACUGUGUGUUUUUUGCGGACAACGAAGUGCACGUCACCAGUGGCGUCCCUAGGCUAAAACAUUCGGGGCUAAAGCCCUGGAUGUUUUUUUAAUUAGCCCCAAAUAUUAAUUUUCAAAAAAUAAAAAAUAAAAUAAUAUUUCUUUUUUUUAUUUUUUUUUUUAAGAUCACAUCCUCAAACUACGGUUAUCUUAUGUUGAUGCUUCAAUAAAACAGUGUUUUUGGACAGGUUUGAGUAACAAUUAAUUAUUAUUUUUUUUAAAAAGCCACUACUUUGGCUUUGGCACACAAGUGGUUAACACCUCCAGGUCGCACGUGACGUCAUUCACCCAAAACAGCAGCGUCAGGCAGCAGGCGCACUUGACAACAGGCAGGCUUGACAACAGCAAGCUGUUCAGCUGUCUUUGGGAUGUCACAAAAAAAGAUUUCCAUGUUUUUCCCCCCAAAGGUGGUCAGCAAUCAAAGAGAAAUGAGAACAGAUUCAGCAGACAGAGGUGCUACCAGUGAUGCUGCUGACCAGAGCGAGGACAAUGCUUGUGCAGGUACCUGUAGUAGUGUAGGCUAUGUAAAGAUUAUUCCAUCAAUAGCUCAUUGGCUUUGGAACUAAAAUGUGAGUGAGGCCAUAGCUUUAUUUUCUCUCUUUCCCCCCUUUUUGGCAAUGCAGAUGACUCGAGGUCAGGGAGGACAGGGAGCCUGUUAGGCAAGAAUGAUUUAGGGACACGAGAAACGGGCUCAAAGCAACCCAGACUGGACCAGUACCCCUCGACCAGUUUUGGGAAGCAGCAACGGUCUUUCCAGAAGCAAUGGUUUGAUUCGUUUGACUGGCUAGAGUAUUCUCUAAGCCGAAAUUCUUCGUACUGCUUCUCGUGUAGGCUCUUUGGUAAACUCAACCUUAGAGCAAACAAAGAUGCUCUCCUCAACACGGAGGGCUUUAAGAACUGGAAAAGGGCCUUGGAUAGCUACAGAGAGCAUGAGGCAAGUGCUGUCCUCAAGUCAUCUCUCCUAGCCUGGAAAAAUUAUAGAGCUACACUAACAGAAGGUGAUGUUGUUGACCAAAUGAAUGUGGGAAAUGUUGCCCAGAUUAAUGAAAGGAGGGAGUACAUGCAGCGUAUUGUGGCAGUCACUAGCUUUUUAGGCAAACACGGGAUGGCUUUCCGGGGUCACCGUGAAAAUGCUGCCAGUGAUAAUCAGGGGAACUUUUUAGAAGUUAUGAAGCUAUUGGAAAGAUUUGACCCCUUCCUCCAAAACUAUCAGGCCCCUUCCCAUUCUACAUACCUUUCUCCUAACUCGCAAAAUUGCAUGAUAAAAUGUUGCGCUGAUGCAGUCACGGCAAGCAUAGUGGAAGAGAUCAAGACAUCCAAAAUGUAUGCAGUGAUGGCAGAUGAGGCAAGAGAUGGCCAUGUAGAACAGCUUGCUGUCUGUGUCCGCUAUGUCGCAGCUGAUGGCACAGUUAAAGAGCGCCUGCUUGAACUUUGCAACCUUCAGGGAUUCAAUGCAGAGUCAAUCACAAAUGCGAUUGAACAAGUAUUGGAAUCAAAUGGCCUGAAUGACCUCCUUUGUGUUGCCCAAGCUUACGAUGGAGCGUCUGUUAUGAGUGGUUCGAUUAGUGGUGUUCAAACCCGCUUUAAAGAGAAACAUCCAGAAGCUGUGUACAUUCACUGCUAUGCUCACAAACUGAACCUGGUUCUCUGCCACACAUGUAAGGCUGUGCAAGAAGCCAGUGAACUCUUUGAAACAUUAGAGAGUGUAUAUAGUUACUUCAGUGUAUCAAUCGUAAAUCAUCAGAAAUUCUCUGAUGUCCAGAAGCUCCUGGGCUUGGGAACAAGCGAACUUGUCCAGCUGUCUAAAAGCCGAUGGGCAUGUCAGGUUAAGUCAGAGAAAGCGAUGCUUGACAAUCUGCAAGCUGACUUGAAGUGCCUGGAAGAGAGUGCAACACCUCUAGGUGUCGGACUACUGUCGAAAUUGUCCAGGCUUUCCCCUGUCUAUCUGCUAGUCAUGUUCAGGAGUAUGCUGUCAACUACAGAGGGGCUGCACGUGUACCUCCAGAAGGAUUCUGUGGACUUGGCCCAGGCAACAGUCUUCAAAGAUGCGGUGCAAGAAACACUAAAAUCCAUGCGAACGGAUGAAAUGGCAGACAAGCUAUUCAAUGAAGCCAAAACCAUUUGUGCUGCCAAUAAUAUACCUCAGAGCCUAACUGGUCGCAGACACAAGCAGAGGAGAAUGGAGGACUUCACUGUAGAGUCCACCUUGGGUGCAAGGGUUCAACUGGGCACAGAAGACCAGCUGAAGCAAUGCCUGUUCUAUCCAUGCCUUGACCGUAUGCUAGCCGAGCUGAACAGCUGGUUUUCUGAUGUGGGAGCAGGACUUACGAAAGGCAUCCAAGCUUGUAACCCAGCGUCUGAUAACUUUUUCUAUGAGGAUUCCCUAGACCUCAUUGCGACACACUACAAAAUGUCAGUGAAAAAAGAGGAGAUCCUAGUAGCAAAACAGUUCAUUACCAGACAGAAGAGAGAAGGUGCCGUGUCAGACAUGGGCAGUAUUUACAAGCUUCUUCACCCAGAUAUGUUCCCCACCUUGAGUCCAGUGCUCCAAGCAGCUUUGACAAUACCUGUCAGUAGUUGCACUUGUGAGCGUUCAUUCAGCGUAUUGCGCCGUCUCCACACCUGGCUAAGGAGAACAAUGGGCCAGGACAGGCUACAUCAUUUGGCUAUGUUGGCUAUCGAGAAGGAUGUCCUUUGUGGCUUAGAUCAUGGUGAUGUCAUUGACCGGUUCGCCCAAGCCACACCAAGGAGAUAAGCACUUAUGCAUAAAGGACCAAAGAAAUGAGGAAGAAACAGAUAGCAACUGAGAAUGAAGAAAGGCAAGUGUAGAGUGAAAGUAAAAAGUUACAAACAAGAAAUGAACAAAGACAGUAGGUGUAGAGUAAGAGUUAAUGCAGAGACCUAAUUGUACAUGAUGACUGAAGAAAGAAAAAGAAAAACAAGAUGUAAAGUCAAGUGUAGAGUGCAAGUUAAGACAGAUAUACUGUACAAGACAAAUGUUUGAAGUAAAACUAAAGACAAAUGAACAAGGAAAAAAGAUGUAAAGAGUACAUUAAUAAAAGUUAAGUACAAGAAACAAAGACAAUAGGUAGAGUUAAGAACAGUUAAGGCAGAGACCUAACCUGAGACCUGUAAGAGAUACAAAUAUUAUGUUAAAGAAUAUGUUAUGUUAAAGAAUAUGUAAAGAAUAAAUACAUAUGAGUAUGUA
Molecule: messenger RNA, 4409 nt
Organism: Epinephelus moara (kelp grouper)
Lineage: Eukaryota; Metazoa; Chordata; Actinopteri; Perciformes; Serranidae
Product: zinc finger MYM-type protein 1-like
Exons: 2
Coding region: 2217-3956 (579 amino acids)
Molecular function (GO): protein dimerization activity
Source: RefSeq, a predicted model, not a curated record